Messenger RNA from Notothenia coriiceps (black rockcod), 4190 nucleotides. RefSeq names its product calcium channel, voltage-dependent, alpha 2/delta subunit 2b (gene cacna2d2b). Gene Ontology annotation, molecular function: voltage-gated calcium channel activity. Gene Ontology annotation, cellular component: voltage-gated calcium channel complex. The record is from RefSeq and is a predicted model, not a curated record. NCBI's taxonomy places the organism in Eukaryota, Metazoa, Chordata, Actinopteri, Perciformes, Nototheniidae. The transcript is spliced from 38 exons. The coding region runs from base 290 to 3580 and encodes 1096 amino acids.
GGCGCACGUUGAGACGUUAGUUCUCCGCUCAGUCAGUUUAGUUAUCUGUUCUUUGGCACAAGUCACACCUCAUAGAGCAGGAGAGACUCUGCAGUGUCUUGGCAGCUGCGUGUAUCUCCCACCGACCGCGAUGCCUCCGCGGCCAAUGCCUGCCUCCUCCUCCGCGUCCACUUGACAACACACACCGAUAUGAAGUGAAGCUGCGCCGGACACACUAUCCUGAUAUCUAUAUGCCCCGGAGAGCUUCAUUCACGCACAGAAACCCCGUGACGAGAAUUGUUAAUGGAAAAUGGCGAUAGGCAAAGGGUCUUGCAGCAUCGUCUGCUUGGUAUCUAUCCAGAUUAUCUUGAUUUUCAGCGCGUCGUGGCCUGGAGCAGCGGGUCUCACAUUCCCUCAGCAAUACACGAUAAUGCACUGGGCCAGGCGUAUCGAGCAGGAGAUUGACAGAGUCUUUCAGCACAUCACUGGAGCUCAGCAGUUGAAAGGGAUAUACAAUGAAGAAAGGCGACGGUUUAGUCUGGUGAAGAAUCAGCCUCGGAGGAUUGUGGAGAAGGUGGCCUCAGAUAUAGAGAAACUCCUGGCUAAGAAGCGCAAAGCACUUGUUAGGUUAGCCAGUGAAGCAGAGCGGCUCCAGCGAGAGCAUAUAUGGCAGGAUGGAAUUAAGGAGCUGGACAUGGCUUACUAUGACUCCAAGGCAGAGAUGGAUUAUUACUCCAUGGAAGGAGAAGGAGAGGUGGAAAACCCCUCGCACAUCAAGCUGGAGUUUGUCUACGAUGCAAACUUCAAAAACGAUGUCAACUAUUCCUACACAGCUGUUCAGAUUCCUACAGAUAUUUAUAAAGGAGCUCCAGUCAUUCUGAAUGAGCUGAACUGGACGCAGGCGCUGGAGAAAGUUUUCAUGGAGAACAGUCAGGAGGAUCCGUCCCUUCUGUGGCAGGCGUUUGGCAGUGCGACGGGCGUCACUCGCUACUACCCAGCUUCACCUUGGAAGACCCCCAAUAAAAUUGACCUUUAUGACGUCAGGAGGGGGCCCUGGUACAUCCAGGGAGCCUCGUCCCCCAAAGAUAUGGUCAUUCUUGUGGAUGUGAGCGGCAGUGUCAGUGGUCUCACUCUGAAACUCAUCAAAGCGUCAGUGGAGGACUUGCUGGACACUUUGUCUGAUGAUGACUAUGUCAAUGUGGCCAGGUUUAACGAGAAGGCCGAGGCCGUGGUUCCCUGCUUCAAACAUCUUGUCCAGGCUAACGUCCGCAACAAAAAGAUCUUCAAAGAUGCUGUGAUUCAGAUGCAGGCUAAAGGCACCACUGACUACAAGUCUGGAUUUCAUUUUGCUUUCAACCAGCUGUUAAAUAAGACAAAUGUCCCUCGGGCCAACUGCAAUAAAAUAAUCAUGCUGUUUACUGAUGGAGGCGAAGACAGGGCUCAGGAUGUGUUCAUGCAGUACAACUGGCCCAACAAAACGGUUCGAGUAUUCACCUUUUCAGUGGGCCAGCACAACUAUGACGUCACACCUUUACAGUGGAUCGCCUGCACCAAUAAGGGUUACUAUUUUGAGAUCCGUUCCAUCUGUGCUAUAAGGAUUAACACCCAGGAAUACCUGGACGUGCUGGGGCGCCCCAUGGUUCUGGCAGGCAGCGAAGCCAAGCAGGUUCAGUGGACCAAUGUGUAUCAGGAUGCUUUGGGUCUUGGCAUGGUAGUAACUGGGACUUUGCCUGUGUUUAAUCUCACCAUGGAUGGAAAUUCACAGAAUCAGCUGAUUUUAGGUGUUAUGGGAGUCGACGUGCAUCUUGACGAGAUAAAGCGACUUACACCACGGUACAAUCUUGGAGCCAAUGGCUACAUAUAUGCCAUCGAUCCAAAUGGAUAUCUUCUCCUUCACCCUAAUCUUCAGCCAAAGCUGGUGAACUUCCUGGAGCCUGUGACGCUGGACUUCCUGGAUGCAGAGGUGGAGGACGUUAAUAAAGAGGAGAUCCGGCGACAAAUGAUUGAUGGAAGACCAGGUGAAAUGCAGGUCAAAACCCUUGUCAAGUCGAUUGAUGAGCAGUACAUUGAUGACGUCUACAGGAGUUACACCUGGACUCCCAUCAACGGUACAGAUUACAGUCUUGGUUUGGUAUUACCCACCUACAACGAGUACUUCAUCCAGGCAGACCUGAGUGAUGUGAUGCUGCAGCUCCAGUAUAUGCAGUCCCUGCUGCCCAGCUCCUUUGAAUCUUCAGGACAUGUGUUUCUUGCUCCAAGGGAAUACUGCAAACGUCUGCAUCUUUCUGACAACAACACCCAGUUUUUGCAGAACUUCCUCUCGCUCAUGCUGGAAAUUUCUCCAGAAUCUGAUGAGUGUGACCAAGGCCUCAUCCAUAACCUGAUUUUGGAUUCCAGGAUUAUCGGGCAGCUGGCCUCUCGUGUUUGGAAGAACAAGGACCUGAAUUCGUAUGGCUUCCUGGCUGUAUUUGCGUCCACUGAUGGAGGAAUAACACGUGUUUUUCCCAAUAUAGCUGCUGAGUUAUGGGCUGAGGAUCCUGAACCAUUCAAUUCAAACUACUACAGACGGAGCCUCGACAACAAAGGCUACAUGUUUAGAGCUCCAUCGAGAUCCUCAUUGGACGACCUUGUUGGUGGAGAAAACGGCACGGUUGGAAUUCUUGUUAGUUCGGCUGUGGAGGUUAAUUUAGGAGGCAAACUGCUCAAACCUUCAGUGGUCGGGGUGAAGCUGGACUUGGAGGCAUGGGUGGACAAGUUUAAGAUCCUGGCCAGCAACGUGUCGGACAGUCGACAGGGCUCACAGAAGUGUGGACCAUCCAGAAGCUGUGAGAUGGACUGUGAAGUGAACACUGAUGACCUCCUCUGCUAUCUCCUCGAUGAUGGUGGAUUUCUGGUUAUGUCCAAUCAGAGAGAUCACUGGAAAAAGAUUGGCCUUUUCUUCGGUGAUGUGGACCCUUACUUGAUGCACGCUCUCUACAACAACUCAAUCUUCAAUCGCCGUCAGUCUUUCCACUUCCAGUCUGCAUGUGAACCGGUUAACGACAGCCAAACGGGUUCAGCAACGAGGGGCAUCUUUGUGCCGUCCAUUGCUGACAUCCUCAGCUUGGCCUGGUGGACGUCCACAGUGGCAUGGUCUGUGACCCAGCAGCUCCUGUAUGGACUGGCAUACAACAGCUGGUUCUACCAAGAUGAUCUUCUGGUUGAUGGUUUUGAGACAAGGGAAAGCAGCUGUGUGACCAUCCAAAGCCAGUUCUACUUUACAAACACCACUAACUCCUACAACGUGCUGCAGGACUGCGGGAACUGCUCCCGGCUGUUCCACGCGAAGCGGAUAGAAAACACCAACCUCCUCUUUGUGGUCGCGGAGACGCUCCCCUGCAGCUCAUGUGAGAUAGAGAGACUGACACUGAUGAGGACAGAGUUUCAGGAGGAGAAUCCAUGCGAAGUACUGAGAAACGCGCGAUAUCGUAAAGGCCCAGCAUCAUGCUUUGACUACAGUGCCUUAGAAAACGCGUCAGAGUGUGGACGGGGUCAUGCCCUGCAGUCUUCAAUAGGAGUCCUUCUCUUUAUCCAGCUUAUUCUGCCUCUUGUUCAUCUCUGACACAUGCACACACUCUAACUUACAUCAUUCAUCUCUCUGUGUUGAGGCCCGGAUCUACUGAAGGUCAGAUCAAACAGCAAAUGCACAAUGAUUCUUUUUUGAUCUGCAAACGGCACACAGUGCAUUUGAGCUAAAAAAAGAAAUAUGUGGGUCUUAUUGUUAUUUGCCUUAUUGCUUAUGCAUUUGUUUGUGUUUCAGGGCUUGAGUGCCAAUUAUAGAAAGAGAAUGUGUUGAGUCUGCAUGCUAUAGGACAAGCACGUUUAACAUUUUCGCACAGGCUCAGCCAUUUAAGCAAACACCAAAACAUCAGGGACAGGGCGAAUAAAUUAUAACCCAGCUGGGACAAAUGUCAGUCUCAAUUUUAGGUUGGAUUGUGGUGGUCAAAAGAUGCAUUAUAAAACACUUCAGUUUGAUGUAUGUGCUUUGUGUUUAAUAACACAGUGGUUGAAAAAAACAUUCAGAUCUUAAACUUAAGUAAAGUCAUGCAUUUGAGAUUUCACUUAUGUAAACGAAUGGAAUUAUUGGCAACAAAAUUAACUUAAAGAGCCUGUGACACGAUUUUCCCCCAUCAUCCAAACCCAUCAAUUUGAGUAAAUAUUGUCCCCUUGAA